AUGUUUAAUGAUGCAAUGAAAUCUGCUUGGGAUGAUGCAGAGGAUAGCUUUAAUUGGGGGAAACCAGAAUUGUUCUUUUUCCCCAUAAUGCAAACAAACUGGUGUUAUGUGUUGUGUGUGGAUCUGAACGGCAGAAGGUGUGACAUUCUGGACAGUUCAUCUGCGAAAGCCAAGAAUGAAGAGCGAUAUGGAGAAAUGCCAUCACUAGUGCUGAAUAUGUUGGCCGAUUUCUUGGAGCACCAUGGAUUUAGAAGCAAGGCAGCCUGUAUACGUGAACUUCAACCUAAAAGAAUUGGGCUACCUUGGAGGGAUGCAAAGCAAGUGUAUGACUACGGGGUGUCAACAAUGCGUCACAUGGAGACAUACAUGGGAGAGGGAGCGAAGGGAUGGGAUUGUGGUCUGUCAAAGCUAAAUCACAAGCCACUUUUGGUCCUACGUAUGAAGUACUGUGCAGCAAUUUUACUCCACGAGGUGAACGAGUUGAUGGAGAUGGUAGAAAACGAGUCUUUGAAAAACGAUAAGAUGCUUAAGGGGAAGAAUGUUGAGUGAAAAGCAAUUUUAAUCCUCUGACUUCGUGUUGUUGACGGGGUGUUUUUUUUAUUGUUUUGAGAACUAAGGGUUUUUGUG
Cuscuta campestris is the source of this 627-nucleotide messenger RNA. The record is from the annotation of a GenBank genome assembly. NCBI's taxonomy places the organism in Eukaryota, Viridiplantae, Streptophyta, Magnoliopsida, Solanales, Convolvulaceae.